This is a messenger RNA of Durio zibethinus, 2870 nucleotides long. Lineage: Eukaryota; Viridiplantae; Streptophyta; Magnoliopsida; Malvales; Malvaceae. The record is from RefSeq and is a predicted model, not a curated record.
UUGUGCCACGUUCUUUGAAAUAGCCAGCGUCUGUGACUGCAGAUUGCCACAUUCUUUGUACUUCAAAAGCCAUGAAAAUCCACUGUCUAAGCCAUGAAUAGCCCAGAAUUCAUCCGUACAGUAGCCAACCGUUACGCUUCCCAACUGCAACUAUGUUACCCCCAAAAUCCCGCCUCUUUCUCCCUAGCCAAAGCCAUCCAUUCCCACAUGAUAGCUUCUGGGUUCCACCCACGUGGUCAUAUUCUCAACCGUCUGAUAGACAUCUACUGCAAAUCACCAAGAAUCAUCUACGCUCGGAACCUGUUCGAUAGAAUUCCAGACCCAGAUAUAGUUUCAAGAACGUCUUUGGUUUCAGCUUAUGCUUUUUCAGGCAACAUUAAAAAGGCGGCGGAAAUGUUUGAUGAAACCCCUUUGAGUAUCCGGGACAAUGUUUUUUACAACGCAAUGAUCACGGGGUAUUCGCGAAACGAAGAUGGCCAUGCUUGUAUUAAACUCUUUCGCCAGAUGUUACGGGAUGAAUUCAGGCCUGAUAAUUUUACUUUCACCAGUGUUUUGGGUGGAUUGGCGCUUAUCGUUGAUAGAGAAAUGCAGUGUAAGCAAAUGCAUUGCAUGGUUUUGAAGUCAGGGGCGGCGUUUAUUAUUUCGGUUUUGAAUGCACUUGUUUAUGUUUAUGUUAACUGUGCAUUGAUGUUUGAAGCGAGGAAGUUGUUUGAUGAGAUGAAUGAGAAAGAUGAGUUGUCGUGGACAACGAUGGUUACAGGUUAUGUUAGGAAUGAAGAACUUGAUGCAGCUAGGGAGUUGGUUGAUGGGAUGAGUGAAAAUCUGGGAGUUGCUUGGAAUGCAAUGAUUUCGGGGUACCUGCGUCAUGGACGUUAUAAAGAAGCUUUAGAUAUGUUCAGGAAGAUGUAUUUUAUAGGAAUUAAAAUGGAUGAAUUUACGUAUACUAGUAUUAUUAGUGGUUGUGCUCAUGCUGGAUUGCUUCAGCUUGGGAAGCAAGUGCAUUGUUAUGUUUUAAGGACAGAGGGUAAGCCUACACCUGAUUUUUCAUUGCCUGUGAAUAAUGCAUUAGUUACAUUGUAUUGGAAAUGUGAUAAAGUGGAUUGGGCUCGUGAGAUUUUUAAUAACAUGCCGGUUAGAGACCUUGUUUCAUGGAAUGCAAUCUUAUCUGGCUAUGUGAAUGCAGGCCGCAUUGAUGAAGGUAGGUCAUUUUUCAUGGAGAUGCCAGAGAGGAAUCAUUUAACAUGGACUGUAAUGAUAUCAGGAUUAGCACAACAUGGGUUUGGAGAAGAGGGUUUGAAGCUGUUUAACCAGAUGAAAACAGAGGAUUUUGAGCCAUGUGAUUAUGCAUUUACAGGAGCAAUCACUUCUUGUGCCAUGUUAGGAGCGCUAGAGAAUGGACGCCAACUCCAUGCUCAACUUGUCCGGUUGGGUUUUGAUUCAAGCCUUUCAGCUGGAAAUGCCCUGAUUACAAUGUAUGCAAGAUGUGGUGUUAUGGAGGCUGCCAAUACACUCUUCCUUACUAUGCCUUGUGUGGAUUCAGUGUCUUGGAAUGCCAUGAUUGCAGCUCUAGGCCAGCAUGGACAUGGUAUUCAAGCAUUAGAACUUUUCAAGCAGAUGCUGAAGGUGGGCAUAUUACCUGAUCGAAUUACUUUCCUCACAAUUCUAUCUGCUUGUAGCCAUGCAGGUCUAGUUAGAGAAGGGCAGUAUUAUUUCAAUUCAAUGCAUAGGCUUUAUGGGAUAAUCCCAGGUGAAGAUCAUUACACACGUCUUGUUGAUUUGCUGUGUCGAGCUGGAAAGUUGUUAGAAGCAAAGGAUGUGAUUACAUCAAUGCCUUUUGAGCCGGGUGCACCAGUUUGGGAGGCUCUUCUGGCUGGUUGUCGAACUCAUGGAAACAUAGAUUUGGGAAUUCAAGCCGCAGAACGACUCAUUGAGCUGAUGCCAAAACAUGAUGGAAGCUAUGUGCUUUUGUCUAAUAUGUAUGCUACUGCUGGAAGAUGGGAUGAUGUGGCAAAUGCACGAAAACUAAUGAGAGACAGAGGAGUACGGAAGGAACCUGGUUGUAGUUGGGUGGAGGUUGAGAACAAAGUCCAUGUGUUUUUGGUUGAUGACACAGUGCAUCCUGAGGUGCAAUCAGUUUACAAUUAUCUUAAUCAAUUGGUGAUAGAAAUGAGAAGAUUAGGCUAUGUUCCAGACACAAAAUUUGUGCUACAUGAUAUGGAGUCUGAACAGAAAGAACGUGUCUUGUCUGCUCACAGCGAGAAGCUUGCUGUAGCUUUCGCACUCAUGAGGCUUCCUCGUGGAGCCACAGUAAGGGUUUUCAAGAAUCUUAGGAUUUGUGGAGACUGCCAUAACGCAUUCAAGUUUAUGUCAAAAGUGGUAGGAAGAGAGAUUGUUGUAAGAGAUGCAAAAAGGUUUCACCAUUUUAGAGAUUGCGAGUGCUCUUGUGGGGAUUACUGGUAGGCAGAAUUUUCUUGAAAUAUGGGAUUGGUAUACCUCCAUGGUAGUAAUAGAUUCGGAAUAGUACAAGUGGUGAUUUAGCCUACAUGCAUAUCUAACACCUGAAAUUUUGCUGAUUAACCUUUGAAUCAUUUGGCAUGUCAUUAGAGCUAGCACUUGGAGAUUGUAGGUUUGAAGAAGUUUAUGCAUGUAACACUUUUUCAGCCAAAGUAUUAGGGUAGGGGGUUCAUAGAUUAGGAAAAAAAAAAAACCAUGAAAUUUUGUAUUUACUCACAAAAGAAACUUUCACCUGUGGAAGUGAGCAUAACUGCAUAGAUAUGAGAAUUGAGAACUGAGAAGAGAUAACUUCCCUUCGGAUUUUUUGUUCAUGGGAUUCAACUUAUAUAAACCAUUGUUGUUUUAUUAGUUACUCA